AUGGUUGCUGCGUUGUCGCUGCUGACGCUUGCUACAGCCGCUUUGGCUGCGAAGUUGCCCAUAGUUGAUCUGGGAUAUGAGCGACACCAGGCUUUCUCAUUUGAGAGCUCGUCUGGCCUGUAUAACUUCAGCAAUGUCCGCUAUGCCGCACCCCCAGUCGGCGACCUGCGCUUCCGUGCUCCUGUACUCCCAACCGAAAACCGAGAACAUGUUCAGAAUGGCUCGGUAGGCCGUGUGUGUCCUCAGGCAACUCCGCUCUGGAGCUCACAGGGUGCUGCGCUAUUCGUCCUUGGCUAUUUGGAAGGCCAGUCAGUUUCGGUACCCUCCAACGUCUCAGCCUUCCAAUACAAGCCUGCUAAGCAGGAUCCCCGCACCACGGAGGAUUGCUUAUUCCUCGAUGUGGUGGUUCCGAAGAAGAUCUUCGAUCGCGGACAGAACAAAACUGCUCGUCGGAAGAACCUCGCACCUGUGCUGGUGUGGAUCUAUGGCGGUGGGUACGUUGCCGGAGAGAAAAGUAGCUCCAAUGCAAGUGGACUGGUUCAGCGCAGCAUGGCUGGUGGAGAUGAAGGCAUUGUCUUUGUCUCCUUGAACUAUCGGUUGGGUGCAUUUGGGUUUUCCGGCGGCGACAGCAUCACCACCAAUGGCACUGCCAAUGCGGCUCUCCAUGACCAACGCUUCGGUCUGGACUGGGUAUACAAGAACAUCCACCUCUUUGGUGGUGACGCAACCCGAGUCACGGUCAUGGGCGAGUCAGCCGGCGGGGGUUCCAUCAUGCACCAAAUCACCGCAUACGGAGGCACCCGUGGCGCUGUUCCCUUCCAGCAAGCCAUCCUGCAGAGCCCUGGCUGGGUUCCUACCAUCGGCGAGGAACAGCAAGAGAACACUCUGCAGCAGUUCCUGGGCUAUCUCAACGUCAGCACGAUCGAAGAAGCCCGCAAGCUGCCAUCUGACAAAUUGAUCGCUGCCAAUGCCUAUCAGGUUGCGACUCAGUCGCAAUGGGGUCAGUUCACCUACGGCCCUACCGUUGAUGGAACCUUUGUCCCCGCUCUCCCGGGGCAGUUAUUGCUCAGCGGCGAUUUCGACCAUCACGUCAACAUCAUGGUUGGACACAACGCCGACGAGGGACUGCUGUUCACCUCGCCCGCAAGCGUCAACAGCUCUGGUCUAGCCGAACAACUCAUGCAAUUGUCUGCGAGCAUUCCCGCCAACGUGACCAAGUUCAUCACCGAAGACCUCUAUCCUCCCAUCUAUAACGGCUCCUAUGGGUACACCGACUCGGUGGCGCGCACGGCGCUUGUCAUCUCGGAUCUGAUCUUCCAGUGUAACACCGACUACUUCAACCGCGCAUACGACAACCAGACCUACGCCUAUGAAUUUGUCAUACCGCCCGGUAUUCACGGCCAAGAUGUCGGGUAUACCUUUUACAACAAUGCGUCCGCGGCCAAUGGUGUCCUCGGCACGCUCGGUGCGAUCGCGAACGUGACUGUCGCCUUGGCGAUGCAGGACUUUUUCACCAGCUUUACGCAGCACGGGGUGCCCAAGUCACACCUUGCGCCCCCUUUCCGACACCAUGGUGAGCGUGCGACGAUUAUGGCCAUUGGGAACCAUACUAUUCAGCCGGUGCGGGAUCCUACCAGUAACCCGCGGUGUGCGUUCUGGCAGACUGCGCCUUAUUAUGUCGCAUAA
Messenger RNA from Penicillium nucicola, 1686 nucleotides. RefSeq lists its product as uncharacterized. The record is from RefSeq and is a predicted model, not a curated record. The transcript has 3 exons. Lineage: Eukaryota; Fungi; Ascomycota; Eurotiomycetes; Eurotiales; Aspergillaceae. Bases 1 to 1686 code for a protein of 561 amino acids.